AUGGUAUUUGAAUUUUUAUUUUAAAAUUAAAGUCAUAAAACUACUAGAGGUUAUUAUAUAAAUCAUGAUAAUUUAAUGUUAGCAACACCAGAAGAAAGAAAAAAAUUAGUUUUUUACUUUAUUGGUUAAUAAGUACCAGAAAAACUUGAUCCUGAUGAUAGAUAACUUUUUUUAAAAGAAAGUUAAAUAUUAGAUGCAAAAGCAACACUAAUUGGCGGACUAUUUGGUCUUUUAACAUUAUCUGGAUAUCCAUAUUAUAGAUCAUCUAUUAAUCCUAGAAUUUUUUUAAAUGUAACUAUAUUUGCUGUCUCUGCUUCAUUUUAUUAUUAUAUUGGAAAUUCAUUGGUAUAUUAUUUUUAUUUAUUAAAUUAAAUUUAAUUUUUUAUUUUAAAUAAGGUUUACAAUGUAUGGGAACCAAAAUUUGUUGCAAAUAACAAAGUUUUAGAUGAAUUAGCUAACAAAUAUAAUUUUACUGUAUUUGAUUUUGCAUAAGCUAAAAAAGAAGCACAUUUAAAAGCAUUAAGAAAUUCUUUAGGAAACGAUUGUCCAAUUAUAAAUACUUCGUUAUGA
This is a messenger RNA of Ichthyophthirius multifiliis, 570 nucleotides long. RefSeq lists its product as hypothetical. The record is from RefSeq and is a predicted model, not a curated record. NCBI's taxonomy places the organism in Eukaryota, Ciliophora, Oligohymenophorea, Hymenostomatida. The transcript has 3 exons.